Messenger RNA from Antechinus flavipes (yellow-footed antechinus), 1613 nucleotides. It is a transcript of the gene EXOSC6, whose product is annotated as exosome component 6. Lineage: Eukaryota; Metazoa; Chordata; Mammalia; Dasyuromorphia; Dasyuridae. Gene Ontology annotation, cellular component: nucleolus; nuclear exosome (RNase complex); cytoplasmic exosome (RNase complex). The transcript has a single exon. Gene Ontology annotation, biological process: nuclear mRNA surveillance; poly(A)-dependent snoRNA 3'-end processing; rRNA catabolic process. The record is from RefSeq and is a predicted model, not a curated record. The coding region runs from base 130 to 1122 and encodes 330 amino acids.
CGGGCAGCAGGGGGAAGCAGCGCGGAGCAGCGUUCUCCCAAAUCAGGCGGAAACGGCGAGGGUCCCACGCCGGAGGCGGACCUGCGGAAUCGGCCAGCGGCCUCAGACGCGGCGCCGGCGAUCCCAAACAUGCCUGGGGAUCACCGGCGCAUCCGCGGGCCCGAGGAAUCGCAACCGCCUUCGCUGUACGCGCUGCCGGGCCAGGAAGACGACGACGAUGAGGGGGAGGCCGGAGCGGCUGGGCCCCGCGAUCCCGCGCGGCUGCGACCGGUAUACGCGCGUGCCGGUCUGCUGAGCCAGGCCAAGGGCUCGGCCUACCUAGAGGCCGGCCGCACCAAGGUGCUGUGUGCCGUGUCCGGGCCGCGGCCGGCCGAGGGGGAGCGCUCGGGGGCGGCGGCGGCCGGCGCGGGCGGCCGCCUGGUGUGCGACUUCCGGCGGGCGCCUUUUUCGGGACCGCGGCGGCGGCGGCCGGGAGGUGCGGGCGCGGGCGGCGGCACGGAGGAGCGCGAGCUGGCGCUGGCAAUGCAGGAGGCGCUGGAGCCCGCAGUGCGCCUGGGCCGCUAUCCGCGCGCUCAGCUCGAGGUGUCGGCGCUGCUUCUGGAGGACGGCGGCUCGGCACUGGCCGCCGCGCUCACGGCCGCCUCCCUGGCGCUGGCGGACGCGGGCGUCGAGAUGUACGACGUGGUGGUGGGCUGCGCACUGAGCCGCGGCCCGGGCCCCGACGCCGCCUGGCUGCUGGACCCCACGCGCCGCGAGGAGGAGCGCGCCGCCGCCGGCAUCACGGUGGCGCUGCUGCCCGUACUCAACCAGGUGGCGGGCCUGCUGGGCAGCGGCGAGGCGGGCGAAGCGGAGAGCUGGGCGGCCGCCGUGCGCCUGGGCCUCGAGGGCUGCCAGCGCCUGUACCCCGUGCUGCAGCAGUGCCUGCUCCGCGCCGCGCGCCGAAGGGGUGAGGCGGCGGCGCCUGGCCCAGGCCCGGCCCCCGCCGCGCCCGGACCUGCCGAUGCUGCCGCCGCCGCCGCGCCCUCCCGGACCCCCUCCGAGGCUGCUGCUGCUGCUGCUGCUGCUUCCGCCGCCGAUGCCAACGCCAUGACCCUCGACCCAGCUGGGGACUUGGAGGCCUGAGUGCCCCCAUCGGGAGGGAGGAGGACCCAUCCCCAUCCUCCUUGUCACCUCCCUCCUCCCUCUCCCCAGAAUGGCAGCAGUCCUGCCCCCCUGCUGCCACCCCUUCCCCUCACCCCCAGGCGAUGGACCAAGGCCUGGGCAUUCAGGAGCCCCACCCACCCAACCCCACUUCCCCCUCCCCCUGACCUGCUGCAACCCCGACCCACUCGAGGCUGCCAACACUGGUGCAAAACCCCUCCGGCCUUGACAUCUUUCCUCCCCGAGGCCUGGGGGGGGUGGGGAGCGGCACCGGCCAUCACCGGCCUCCUCCUCCCCAGCGAUCCCCAAACCUGUUCUAACCAUCACCGCCCACCCCCAAUCCCCUGCAGCGGCCUCAGGACCCCCACCCUGCAAGUGCCUUCCUACAAGUGACAGACUUUGGGGGGACAGUUGCCUUUGGAGCCACGGAGCCAUUUCUGUAUAUGUUGAUUAAAAGAUUGUUUGGCGUUUGA